Molecule: messenger RNA, 2673 nt
Organism: Drosophila mojavensis
Lineage: Eukaryota; Metazoa; Arthropoda; Insecta; Diptera; Drosophilidae
Product: hornerin
Exons: 4
Coding region: 291-2621 (776 amino acids)
Source: RefSeq, a predicted model, not a curated record
CUUUAACUCGUGCUUGAAACUCAGCUGACGCUUUGCAAGAGCAAAAGCAUUUCCAUAUUUAUAAGCAGCCGAGGCCAAGCACUUUGAGCUGAACUGAACAUUUUUUGUUGGGAAAUUGAGCUUUUCGACCUGCUGACGAUGUGCGCUUGAGUGGACUACUCUUUCGCUCUUCGAAACUUCGCCACUGGAGCCGAUAACGAUAGCGAUAACGAUAACGAUAACCGAGAGCGUCAGCAUAUUACUGUCGGUUGCUCAGCGAGAAAGCAUUACAAAAUAAGGAGAGCAUCAACAUGUAUCCAGGCAGCGCCAGCAGCACCGCCGCCGCAGCGUCCAAAUUUCAGAAUCGAUGCGCCUCGCCACAAUUCGCCAGCUUUGCACCGCCGCCGCCGGCCGAUUACCCACCACCCACAUUGCAGCAGCAGCAGCAGCAUCAGCAUCAACAAUUGCAGACACAGACCACGGUGGCUGUGCACAGUGCACCCGGACACGGCUCCAUGCGCCACCUGCAGCGCAAUCAGCUAACUAUGAGCGGCCACGGCCACGGCCAUGGCAUGGCGCACGGCCACGGCCAUGGACACGGACACGGUCAUGGCCAUGGCGGGCUGGGCAUGGGCAUGGGCGGCCUUGGACAUGGGGCCGCCACGCUGGGCCAUCACCAUGGCCAUCGCGGCGAUCUAAUCUUUCCGGACGACAUGGACAGCAUUGAGUUCUGCAUGCCAGCGCCGCCCUCGUCCUCCUCAUCGUCGUCGCAGCAGAACGGAGAGAUGCUGCUGCUCCAGGGCGGACACGGCGAGCCCUUCACGGAGCGACGACGACGCGGACACAGUCGCCGCAGCAACCACAAAAUGGAUGUGGAGCAACAGGUCAAAUGGUCACGCAAGAACAUCGCUGCCACAAUGGAGCGCUUCGAGCCCACCGCCACGGCGCAGUCGUCGUCGUCCACCUCGUCGCUGGAUUAUGGCUUUGCCGCUGGCGUCAUGACGCCCGGCAGCAGCAGUGCCACGCCCUCGCACGGGGCUGGCUCAGCGGCCGGCAUGUCGUCCACGGCCUCGCUGCAUGUGGCCUACAAUGGAGGCGGUGGUGCCGGUGGUGCCGGAGGUGCAGCUGGUGUGGGUGGUGUGGGUGGCGCAAGUGCUGGAGCCAUGGGCGCCAGUGGCCCAGCUGGAGCGGCAGCUGCUGCGCCAUUCAAUCACGUCUACUCCUAUGCCUAUUACGAGCCCGGCGCCGCCAAAUGCCAUACGAACGUGCCCGCCCAGGGCCAGGGCAAUGGACAUCAUCACGCGCCGUCAAAGAGUCCGCCGCGCAACUCGAUCCGGGCGCUGCUGGCCAAGAGCUUCCGCUCGAAGUCAUCGUCGCACAGCGGCCAGUCCACAUCGUCGUCGCCCAGCGCCGAGGAGCGGGACAGGCACACGUAUACCACACGCUACGGCACCACCGAGAACCUGUACGAGGAGGUUAGCGAUCAGAAGAUACGCAAAGUGCUCUCCGACAAUCGCAUUGCCACGUCCAGUGCGGGCAACGUCAAGGAGGAGCUGCGUCGCGUCCAGCACAAUCAUUUCCGUGUGCUGGACGAGCUCAAUCUGUCGCUGGAGGCGCUCAUAAUGCCGCCCACGCCGCCCGACAUCAGCCCCAGCCACGGUGGCCCGGCCAGCGCCAGCUCCAACGAUGUGCAGCACGAGGCGCCAGCCACCAGCACCAGCUGCAGCAGCGGCAGUGGCAGCGGCAGUGGCAGUGGCAGUGGCAGCGGCAGCGGCGCCGUUGGCAACUCCUCCUCCUCGUCCUCCUCCGUGCAAGGCAAGAAUGUGCUGAGCACCGGGCAGCGGCCGCGUCGCGGCGGUCUGCUGGGCGGUGCCGCGGCCAGCGCCGCAUCCAACUCCAGCUCGGCCUCGCACGCCAGCCUCGAGAACUUGUCGAGCACGCUGAACAGCAUGGAGCUGAAGGAUCAUGCGCACAGCAGCUGCAUCAAUCCGGAGUUCGAUGAGGGCGACCUCGACAGCGGCUUCAGCGGCAGCGGCAGCAGCAGCGGCGCCAGCUACAAUGAGAGUUUGCGCUACUAUAAGACGGCCACGCCCACUAGCCAUAGCCAUAGCCAUAGUCACAGUCAUAGCCAUAGCCAUGGGCACAAUCCCACAAUGAUGAACCACAGCAACAGCAGCAGCAGCAACAGCAACAGCAACAACAACAGCAACUGCAACAGCAACAACAACAAUAACGGCAACAGCAGCACACUGCCGCACAACCUGCGCAGCUGCCGAUCCUCGACAGCGUCGGGCACCUCCACCUCGAAGAGCAGCAUGGCCAGCUGUGGCGAGGAUCAGGGCAUAGCCGGCAUGGGCAUGCCAAUGGGCAUGGGCAUGAAUAUGGGCAUGGGGAUGCCAAUGCCAAUGAACAUGGCCAUGGGCAUGGGCAUGCCCAUGAAUACGAGCCUGGCCAUGGGCAUGGGCGAGAUGACAGGCGGCAGCUCGAUGUCGCCAUUCAAUUAUCCGCGACGCUGCUCGGCGGAUCAGCAGCGGGCGUCGGGCCGUUCGAUUGCAUCCGCCACGGGCUCCGCAACGGGCGGCGCCAUCUCAGUGGCCACCGGCGCGAAACCCAAAAAGAACUUCUGGACCAUGAAACCGUGAUGCUACAAAAAGGCCCUGCGUCACAUAUGCAAGAAAUGGAGCAUUGUUAUGG